This is a messenger RNA of Alligator sinensis (Chinese alligator), 4554 nucleotides long. It is a transcript of the gene GCA, whose product is annotated as grancalcin. Gene Ontology annotation, molecular function: calcium ion binding. The transcript has 8 exons. The record is from RefSeq and is a predicted model, not a curated record. NCBI's taxonomy places the organism in Eukaryota, Metazoa, Chordata, Crocodylia, Alligatoridae. The coding region runs from base 187 to 801 and encodes 204 amino acids.
CUUCAGGAAAGAAAGACCUUUCCAAAAUGUUAUUCUUCUCAGAAUCAGAAGUCUUUUAAUUUUCCAGUCUAAAAUUAUCCAUAGGCAGUUUGUAGCCAUUUGACCCUGCGUCAGUAUCGUUUGAAAAGACCAACUAAAGUACAUGAGAAUGAAAUACGAAGAUGGUAUGGAAGUUACAGUGGUCAGAUGCCUAGAAUGCAAAUGGCAGUGAGACAGCCAAUGCCAGGAGCAGUACCAAAUAUGUCUUAUGCUGGAUACUCUGGAUAUUCUGCAUAUUCUGGUACUUAUUCUGCUGCUGCUGACCCCAUGUGGAUUUACUUCACUGCUGUUGCUGGACAGGAUGGGGAAGUGGAUGCUGAGGAGCUACAGAUGUGUUUAAUGCACUCUGGAAUCAGUGGGACCUAUUCUCCCUUCAGCUUGGAGACUUGCAGAAUUAUGAUCUCUAUGUUGGAUAGAGAUUAUACAGGAAAAAUGGGUUUUAACGAAUUCAAAGAACUCUGGGCAGCUCUUAACGCCUGGAAGCAAAACUUCAUGAUGAUUGACCAAGACAGAAGUGGAACUGUGGAACUUCAUGCGUUGACUCAAGUCAUUGCAGCUAUGGGUUAUAGGUUAAGCCCUCAAACACUAGCUGCAAUUGUGAAACGCUAUAGCAAGAAUGGCCGAAUCUUUUUUGAUGACUAUGUGGCUUGCUGUGUGAAGCUACGGACAUUGACAGACUUUUUCAGGAGAAGAGACAACAUGCAACAGGGAUUUGUGAAUUUUGUAUAUGAUGAUUUCUUGCAGUGUACCAUGGCAAUCUGAGUGUUGAACUGCUGAAGGAGGUGAAGAGCUCUAACCUGUAAAUUCUUCUGCUCAGAAGAAAUUAACUGAACCUGCUGUGAAUAGAAGCUAGUAUAGAUUUUUUCAUGUUUCUGCCUGUUAAAAUAUCCACCUUGUGUAAAUGGUUUGAUUUUUAUUGCACGAUUCAGAGCAAUAAAUAAUUGUAGCAUUGUUGUUAUUUUUUAUAGAAGCAUGGCUUUUUUUAUAUAAGCAUGCAUAUUUCCAGAUGAGUAUACUUCUGUGUCAGGCAGUCAAGCUUAAUGAAGAGUUAACAUACAAACACUUUGCUGCAAGUCACUAGCAUAGACUACUUUUAUAUAAGUUUCGCUUGCAUUUAUGAGUGGAACAGCAGAUGUCCUAAUUUUUAAUCUAAUUGAGGUAUUUCAUGUGUCAGCAUCAUGGUAAUACAAUAAUAUUUCUGAUGGCAUACACUAAAGAAUUCUAAUAUCUUGUAGAAAUUCAGUGGAUUUCACCAGAAAUACAAAUAUUUAACGUAAAACAUGUUUUUCUUUAAAUUUGUUACAAUAGAUUUUUCUAAGAGGCAGACUAUUGCCAUUUCUUUUUGUAAGGAUUUAUUUAUGGAGUAGAAAUUGUUUGAGUACAAAGUUGAGCCCCUCCCUUUUAAUUUCUUUUUAUUCCCUCCUAGAGAAUCUUUGUAGAGUUUAUUUUCCUUUCGACAUGAAAGCUUUCAAGUCUUUAUCUACUUAGUCUUUAAAAUCAUUGACUCAGUAGACCCUCUAGUUGGUGAAGCUAUUCUUGUCCUGAGAUCUUAGAAAUCCCUUAAGAAAAUAACCCAGUGAACAGAAGUGUCCCACUUAGGAUAGCUCAAGUAGGUCCUUAUUUUUCAUGGUAUUUCAGCAGCACUUCUAACAGAAAAAUAUUAAAAUUAGUGGGUAUUGACAGUGAUCAACUGUUCAUCAACUCUUCAUCUCAACAAACCUGUUUUGCUCACUCCAAGCUUUGUAAACUUUAUAAUGUACAACUAUCCCUUAUCAAUCAACUGAGCAGGGAUUAAAUUGGAGGUGAUGUUCAUGUCAUGCUAGAAGGUGGGGGCUUAAUACAAUGUGCUGAAAUAGCUGCAUUCUUAGAAAUAUAUGGGAAAGUUUUUUUCAUGCUAAACAAUACUUUGGGCCAGACCCACAUUGCUUUUAUAGAUGUCUAAAUAGGAUUUAGACAGAAUUUAGGCACCAAUGGGCAUUUUUACACGUUCCUGGAUGCGGUGUCGGGUGCUUUAAUUAGUGAGCCGUGCUAAUUAAAAGCACCCAUGCAUCACAUGUAUCAGUGUCACCACGCAUCUCCGCACUGAAAAAAUGGUGGUGGGGCUCUUUGAACUAAAGCUCCUUGAACGUGUUUUAUUUCAAAGCACCCCACCGCCAUUUUGUCAAUGUGGAGAUGCAUGGGGACACUGAUAUAUGUGAUACGGAAGGUUGCUGGAGUGUGCCAAUUUCUGUGCUCUAACGCACUGGAUUUCCGCGUGUGUACAGGAGCCCACGGAUUCUAAAGAAUGGAUCCAGAUUGUCCCUGUUCCAGCAGCGACAAAGUGCAUUCGUUAUCUAAGAUUAUCUGUCACUUCCAUUUUGGACAGAGAAGUUCCUUGGGUAUUAAUGGUUGGUACUCUGUGCAUACUCAGAAUUGAUCCUGUUUGAUCACCUAGGUACUCUAGUUCCUCCCUGAGCUCCACUGUGAUCCAGAUUGGUGUGGCAGGGGCACGUAAGCUCUGCAUAAGUCCUUGAAGGCUGCCAAGCUGAUUGGCAUCCUUGAAGUAUGCCUAACUCAUACCAGCAAUGUAUCAUUCAAGUAAAAAUGAUAGUAGUGGGGGGCCUACCUUUUGCCUCGCUCAACAGUUCUAGGUCCUCCCUAGUAUAAGGGAGGACCUUAGUAGUUUUCAACCUUUUUAGACUGAAGGCAGUUCUCCAAAACUUUUCAAAAUGUAGCGGCACCCCACUUAAAAAUAUAAAUAUAUUAUGAAAUGAUAAUAUACUCACUCCACUACCACUGCUGCUGCAGCCAGAUGGAAAUGCACCACACACCUACAGAGCCAGAUUGGGAGCAGCUGUAGUGGGAGCAUGUGCUCUUGCUGCAGCCUUUCCUGGUUUAAUCCUGUACAGUGUCUCCCAGAAACAGGCACGUAGGCCAGGUAAAACUGUCCCACUUGUCUCGGUUGUCAGGACCUUCAUGGGAACUGAACUGAAAAGUGGCUGCUGCAGAAAGGUGUGUCUUCUUGCAUUAUGUUAUGCUACAGUUUACACUGGUUCAGCUUCAAUGUGUUCCUGAAAAUGGACAUGUGGGCAGUUUUACCCAGUGGCACCCAGCAUCAUGGCACUCCUGGCACAUUUUCAUGGUACCCUGGUUAAGAACCACUGGAAUAAUAGAAUUCAAACCUACAUCUCCCGCUUCCCAGGAGUGUCCUAACCACUAGGGAUCGGGGAGAGAACGGGGGCAUCUGUACCCCUUCUAUGGAAGACUCAGGCCCACCCUGCAGCUAAGAAUGCAAGAACUGUGGGGCCAAAGAACAAGCAAGCAAAAAGAGAACCUGAUUAUGUCAUGCUUAGGCCACUCAGUUGGAAAGGAGGAGACAUGAUCCCUUCUCUCAGGAUUAUUUUUGUUUUUUUAUCCAAAGACUGUCCAAUAUAAAAUGCAGAUUCAAUCCAAGGAGCAGGGAGCAGAAACCAGGACAACCCUCAUCCAGAGGAGUGCCCUCAAGACUCAGCUACAGAGUAUACACCCCCUUGCAUCUUUUCAUUCUGGCUCCUUCUAUUAGGCUAAAAGUGGGUGGUGCAUCAACACCUCUAGUUGCAUACCUACCCUCAGAAAUAUGGCUAGGCAUUCUGGAUCUUUAGUGAAUGGAGGCACCUAAUGUGCAGCUUAUCUUAUGUGUGGAGAGAGGAGCAGAGAGAGUUCAGUCAUGCUGUUGUGCUUAGUGUUUUCUAUUGGCUAGCCUCCCAAGUCUGCCCAUUUCCUAUAUAGAACACUGAAAUGCUUAACCCUUUCUAUUUGGAUCAUGUUUUAGAGGCACCUAAGGCUCCCCAUUGCUGAUGUAGGGAUCCUAGGCACCUAAAAUUGGUCAAUUUGAAUUGCUUUCCUGAAGCAGGUGCCUAGAUAGAUCCCAAUGCAAAAUGUAGGCACCUGCAUGACCAAACUCUCUGGCCCUUCUAGACUUGUAAUUCUAGUGUGUGUGUGCGUGCGUGCGUGUGUCUUUAUGUACGUGCAUUUUGGCAGUGAGCAGUGUUUUAUGUAAUUUUGUUCUUUUUACACCUACUCCCAUAGUGUCACAAGUAUACUAAACAUAAUUUAAGAAUGAAUAUUUUUUGAUACUGAGAUGAUGUAUUCAACCUUCUUGCAUCCCUGUUAAUUGUGUAACUAACGGAACUAAAUUCUCAAUCAAACUAAAUAUUUGUUUGCAUAUCUUGCUGUUCCUGUCUGAAAUAUAAAUUUAUUUGUCCAAAUUUAGACCUAUCGCAAGUAAGUUUCAUGUCGUUAUAAAAUACUGAAUAAUAUGCUCAUUAGUGUACAAGUGAUUUUAUUUGUACAGUAAACAAUUUUCCAAGUCAUCCUUGAGUUUUUUUUAGAAACAAACAUUCAAAAGCUUGUCAUUAAUUGUUAUAUUAUACAAAACCUGUUAUGUAACAGGAAAUGCUACAAUUCAUAAAUAAUGAAGUAUGUCAUCUAGUGCAAAAGUUUGCCAAGCUUUCUUGUUUAAAUAUCCAACUUUGCAAUUCCAUAUUAAAGUAGCAU